AUUUCGUUCCAUCAACAAAGAUAAUUUGCCCAGAGUUUUUUUGUUUUCCCUUAUUUGUGUAAUAUGGAGUUUGUGGUUUUGAAACCUGAGGAAGUAGAAAAGAGUUUAAAAGAGGAGCAAGUGUCGAAGGAACUACAUCUCAAAUCGUCUGAAACGCACACGCUGAACAAAAGAGCCGUCCUCAACCGCAUCCGCAACCACAAAUGUAUUCAUAACCUCAAGAGUCUUCUUCACACAACUUCUCCUAAUAGCGGUUCCACCCUCGACGCUGAGUACCGGUGGAUUGAUAGUGGCGAUAUCUUUUCUUGUCCGUGAAAUAAAUAGACAAGAGACUUUUAGCACGUGUAUGUUCGUCUCUACAUGUAUCCAAACUAUAAUUCAAGUUGUCUUGGAUAAUAUUUUGUAAUGAUCAUAUCAUAAAGUUAUGUUAACGAUGAACUGAUAU
Eruca vesicaria subsp. sativa (arugula) is the source of this 445-nucleotide messenger RNA. The record is from the annotation of a GenBank genome assembly. NCBI's taxonomy places the organism in Eukaryota, Viridiplantae, Streptophyta, Magnoliopsida, Brassicales, Brassicaceae.